UUUUGUGGUCUCUCUUGUGCACCAAACGUUGGACAAAGACAUCAUCAUCUCUCUACCCACACAUGUAAUCUGUGUGUAUACGUGUCUCUCUCUCUAUAUACACACACGCACGCAUGUAUACAUAUAUAUUAUAUAUACACACGUAUACACACAGUGAGAGAGAGAGUGAGGUCACGUCAGAGAAGACGAUGGAACUGGACAAUUUUCCCUCGGCGGAGUUGUACGGAGCUACCAUCUCCAGCGAGAAACGCCGCCUCAGGGAGCCGUCAUCUGCGGCGGCGCCGGCGGCGGAAAUGUCUCUUCUCCGAUGGGAUGCGAAACAACCCGAUGAAGACGACGAUGACCCUAAAGGCAAUGUUGUACCCAAAGCUUGUUCCAUUUCCUGUUAUCCCACCAAGAAGAAAUUGGCGGGUUGGCCUCCCGUUAAGAGAUGGAGAAAGAAGAGCAUUUGGAAGAGCCGCUUCAAUCGGACGGUGGAUAACGUCUGCAUCGCUUGCCGACGUAGGACUUCUUAUGAUCGGACGGUCAAGAAUCAAGGAAUUUUGUCUGAAGUGCUCGACGUAUGAACGUUAAAAAAACGCCGACAUAAUUAUGCUCGAAGUGGUGUUUUUUUUAUAUUAUUAAUAUUAUAAUUAAAGGAUAAAUGGUUUUACAAUAAAAAUUACCAUAUGUAUACUCUCACUUAAUUUAGGUGAAGAUUGGAUGUGCGUCUGUAUUUAUUAGGGGUUUUGAUAAUGAAUAACAUCACGAAAAAAAAUGUGGACCACCUCAUGGUAUAGUAUAAUCUCACUUAAUUUUUAGGUGAA
This is a messenger RNA of Tarenaya hassleriana, 806 nucleotides long. RefSeq lists its product as uncharacterized. The transcript is spliced from 3 exons. The record is from RefSeq and is a predicted model, not a curated record. Bases 114 to 566 code for a protein of 150 amino acids. NCBI's taxonomy places the organism in Eukaryota, Viridiplantae, Streptophyta, Magnoliopsida, Brassicales, Cleomaceae.